GACAGAGAUGAUCUUAAGCGAAUAACAGUCCUGGAGAAGAUGGAUUACAUACCUGCAAACUAGACCGCACUAAACUGGAUCAUGGUUUUGUUACACGGAUUUUGGAUUCUAUUCAUGCUAUUAUCACUGCAAAGCUGUAAUGGUGUACAGGUGAUUGUGAAAGAUGAGAAGAGGUUCGCAAUGCUGUUCUCCUCCAUCGUUCUUCCGUGUCAUUACACCACCCACUCCUCUCAGACCGCCGUGGUGCAGUGGUGGUACAAGUCCUACUGUACAGACCGUACUCGGGAUUCCUUCACGUUUCCGAGUCCCUGGAGUGCACGUGUAUCUGACCUGGGAGCCUCGUCUCAUGUGGACUGCUCUGACAGCAGCCGCACUGUCCGAAUAGUGGCCUCAGCGCAAGGAUCUUCCAUGACCUUAGCAGAGCACUACAAAGGAAGAGACAUCUCCAUCAUUAACAAAGCAGAUCUGCGCAUUGGACAGCUGCAGUGGGGUGACACCGGUGUGUACUUCUGUAAAGUGAUCAUUUCUGAUGACCUGGAAGAAAAUGAAGACCAGGUGGAGCUGCUGGUGCAGGGUAGGACAGGUGUGCUGGAUGACAUCCUGCCUGAGUUUGAUUUGGAGAUUAUGCCAGAGUGGGUAUUUGUGGGAGUUGUCGUCCUUGGUAGUGUGCUCUUCCUGUUGUUGGUUGGGAUCUGCUGGUGUCAGUGUUGCCCUCACUCCUGUUGUUGUUAUGUACGCUGCUGCUGCUGUCCUGAUACAUGUUGCUGUCCAAAACACUUAUAUGAAGCAGGGAAGAUGGCAAAGAGCGGCCAAACUCCUCAGAUUGCCAUGUAUCAACCUUACUACGUUCCUGGUGUUCCUGUGGUUCCCGUGGUCCCUCCAGCUGCAUCAUCCAUCAUUGAACCCAAGUUGACUGUAGUGGCUCCUUCAGUAGAAAACAAUAUAGCUGGAGUGCGCAGUGGCUAUCGUCUCCAGGCCAGUCAGGCAGACGCUAUGAAGGUUGUGUACUACGUAGAGAGGGACCUGGCGCAGUUCCACCCUACCAAGGGGGGCAGUCAUCCAUCUGGCAGCCUAUCAGAACUGAGCUCUCUGCAUGAUGGUGACAUAGACUUCAGGCAGACCUAUCGGCAGGUCCAGAGGAAGGCACUACCACCCAUCAGUGACCACAUGGAUGAGCCGCAUAUCCGAACUGCAUCAAUCGGUCACGGGCUUCGCCCCUCACAUUAUCAGAGCAAUCACUCUCUGGAUGAGCAUGACAACAGAUGGAACUGUCGCUCUGAGCACCUGCCUCGCAAAGCCUUUGAUGCUAGGGGGCGCACAGGAUCGCUAGAUGAGCUGGAAGAGUUUGCAAUGUCAUACGGCCCACACAGUCAUCCGGAGGGGACAGAACCAUCACGGAUCAUUGAAAGGAAAGAGGAAUUGUGUGGAUUCUAUGAUAUCACGAGGAAACUCAAGGAAAGGAGAGCAGGUGAACAAAGGGAAGUCUCAACUACACCUUUCCUCACAUAG
Molecule: messenger RNA, 1509 nt
Organism: Puntigrus tetrazona (Sumatra barb)
Lineage: Eukaryota; Metazoa; Chordata; Actinopteri; Cypriniformes; Cyprinidae
Product: immunoglobulin-like domain-containing receptor 2
Biological process (GO): pancreas development
Cellular component (GO): membrane
Source: RefSeq, a predicted model, not a curated record